This is a messenger RNA of Notolabrus celidotus (New Zealand spotty), 1487 nucleotides long. RefSeq names its product clusterin-like protein 1. Bases 1 to 1386 code for a protein of 461 amino acids. NCBI's taxonomy places the organism in Eukaryota, Metazoa, Chordata, Actinopteri, Labriformes, Labridae. The transcript is spliced from 8 exons. The record is from RefSeq and is a predicted model, not a curated record.
AUGAGGAGGCUGCUUUUUCACAUUCUCUGCGUCUCUCAAGUCCUGCUCUGUACUGCUGACUCUCCUCAACUGAGCGAGGACACGCUGAAAGAGCUGUCUGCAGCAGGGGAGCAUUUUGUCGAUGAGGAAAUAAAGCGAGCGGUGCUCGGGGUGAAGCAGGUGAAAGAGCUGAUGGAGGAAAAAGAGGAGAAGCAUCUACAUUUUAUGGACGCCCUGAGACAAAGUAGUGACAAGAGGAAGGGGGCGAUGCAGCUGGCCCUGGAAACAGAGCAGAGACUGGAAGAGGCUGAGAGACAAUGCCAGGAUAUAACCAAAUCUUCCUUUGAGGAAUGUCAGCCUUGUCUUGAAGACACUUGUAAGGACUUAUAUACCUCUACGUGUCGCCGGGGCUUCACCUCUUUCUCCCUUAAGGUGGAGGAGUUUUUCAAGACACUUGCUGCACAGCUGGAAGAUACUGAUCAUUUUUACUUUCAAACCGAGGAAAAUGUAGGUCACACUAACUUGGCGGAGAACCCUCAGGUCACAGAAGAUGACGCAGAUCUUCAGCAGGUGGACGCAUCGUUUGGCCAGCUGCUUUCUAAGACUGGCCUUCUGUUCAACCAGAGCCUCACUCUGGUCAAGAAGAUGCAGCAGGUGUUCGGACAAUCCUUUCUGUUGGCGUUCACGGCUGAUCUCCAGCCAAGCCCCCUGUCUGCCAUGCAUGCCGGCUCAAGUCCUGGCUUCUUCAGGACUCUGGGUCUGGGUCAAAUCGUUGAUUCAGUGUAUGACUUUGGGAGGAAUGUAAUGGGGGAGAUCAGCUCCUCUGUAUCCGAUGUACUUGAAGAUGAGAACUCUCAGCAACCCAACAGAGAUACAGGAUCACUUCCUGCUGUGGGCCACUUACAGAGCAGGAACCUGUGCAGACGCCUCCGCAGACAAGCGUCAGAGUGCCUGCAGCUGCGAAGUUGGUGCAAGACGUGUAAGGAAUAUCUGUUAAAAGAGUGUCCCAUCGUCCAGCAGCUGCACUCUGACAUGGAGGAGAUGCACUUACUUCUGAACGCCUCCCAUGAGCAGUACGACGACCGGCUGCUGCUGGUCCGCAGACACACUACAGACACGCAGAGAUGGCUCAGCAGCAUGGAGGACAAGUACCGCUGGAUCAGCCGCCUGUCCAACAGCACAGAGGAACCACACAACACCUUCAGUGUCAUCACAGUUCAUCAACAGCAACAGAUGAAGACAAUCAGACCGAAAGCAGACAGCAGUGUGGUUGUGACCAUACUGGGUUCUGGCCCAAUGACUGUCUCAGUCCCUGCAGAGCUGGAGGUGGAUGACCCUGCUUUUAUCCAGUAUGCAGCUCAGGAGGCUCUGACCCUCCAUAAACGCCAGAUAAAAGGAAUGGAGUAACAUGGACAUCCAAGCAUUCAUACAAUACCAUCAAAUACUCAGUUAAAGGACAUUCAAAACUUUGAAUUGAUGACAUACCUCCUAAACUUUUAAAUGCAGAA